Molecule: messenger RNA, 810 nt
Organism: Spodoptera litura
Lineage: Eukaryota; Metazoa; Arthropoda; Insecta; Lepidoptera; Noctuidae
Source: RefSeq, a predicted model, not a curated record
UUUAGAUUUUUUUAUUGUAAAAAUAUUUCUAUUCAGUUUUAGGUACAGUUUUUGGAAAAUUUUAAUUUUAAAGUACUGACAAUAAUGUACGGGCGUCAGGCAUUCAAGUGGUGACCAAAAUUGGGGUGCCACGGUACCAUGGAGCCUGAAGAUGAGAAGAAAAAGAAGCUAAAUGAUGACGUGGUGGUGUUUAUGCGCAAACGUAGCGAGACAGAAGCACCUCGGUAUACUGCCCGCUUGAAAACCUACGUUGAUUUUCAGCAAAAGCGUCGGCGAGCCGCUGCUGCACGGCGCCACUCUGAACAAGGCCACCACCACGAUAGGAAACCAGCAUCCGCCUCGAAGAAAAAGAAUGAAGGCGAACAAAAAGAUAAAGCCCAGGAUAAUCAAUUCACACCCAUUAACUCUUCUUCCAGAGAACAUGCCGGGAAUGAUGAAGACCGCAUGAGUAGGAGUAGACGCGGCGGGGGCGGUGGAGCUGGCGGUGAGAAGUGUGUACAUCGUACACGGUCGUUCUCCCGCGCCUCGUCCGGCGAGCCGUCCGACCGCUGCGGCCGCCGCCGUCGUCGCAAGACGUGCUGCCCUCGUCGCCGCCGCCGUCGAUCGUGUUGUCGUCGUCGCCGCCGUCGCAGCUGCCGCCGCAGACGGCGACGCAGCUGUAGUCGACGCCGUCGCCGCCGAAGCUGUCGGCGCAAGCGACGCCGCCGUUGUGGACGCCGCCGUAGACGCCGCCGCUGCUGAACUCCAAUCGUGCAGGCUUGUGCUAGUUAAAUUUAUCGGAGUGUACGUGCAAUGAAUAUAAUAAUGUUG